Molecule: messenger RNA, 496 nt
Organism: Erigeron canadensis
Lineage: Eukaryota; Viridiplantae; Streptophyta; Magnoliopsida; Asterales; Asteraceae
Product: disease resistance protein Roq1-like
Exons: 2
Coding region: 56-496 (146 amino acids)
Biological process (GO): defense response
Molecular function (GO): ADP binding
Source: RefSeq, a predicted model, not a curated record
ACAUGGUUUAAAAGGUCUGCAAGAAAAAAUUUUCUCAAUUGUUUUUGGAAAACAAAUGCAAGUUGAGAGUGUUGAAUUAGGAAAAUACAAGAUUAAACAAAUGUUAUGUAAUAGAAAAGUACUGAUUGUUCUUGAUGAUGUCGAUCAUCUUGACCAACUCAAGGCGUUAGCUGGAUCUCGUAAAUGGUUUGGUGAUGGGAGCCGCGUAAUAAUGACCACUAGGGAUCAACAUUUGCUGACAUCUGUAGAUGAGACCGAGGUCUUGCCUAUCAGUUUAUUGUCACGUAAAGAAGCUGCCAGUCUCUUUAACAAGCGUGCAUAUAACGCGAAAAACCCGAUACAAGAUUAUGAGGUGCUUUCACGAGAAGUUGUUACUUAUGCUGCUGGGCUCCCCUUAGCACUGAUUGUUUUGGGUUCAUUUUUGUAUGACAAAGACAAGGAUGCGUGGCUUAGUACAUUGGAGAGAGCAAAAUCAUGCCGCAAUGGAGAUUUUUGA